Zootoca vivipara (common lizard) is the source of this 12596-nucleotide messenger RNA. RefSeq names its product phospholipase D1 (gene PLD1). The record is from RefSeq and is a predicted model, not a curated record. Lineage: Eukaryota; Metazoa; Chordata; Lepidosauria; Squamata; Lacertidae. Gene Ontology annotation, biological process: phosphatidic acid biosynthetic process; phospholipid catabolic process; regulation of vesicle-mediated transport. Gene Ontology annotation, cellular component: plasma membrane region; intracellular membrane-bounded organelle. Gene Ontology annotation, molecular function: D-type glycerophospholipase activity; phosphatidylinositol binding.
GAACACAGAAUUGACCUGCGCCCCCAUGGACAGCUGUGAGUCCAAAAUGACUCCCAGGCUUCUCACCUGGUCCUUCAGGGGCACAGUUACCCCAUUCAGGACCAGGGACCUGCAUGCCCCCUGCCCCCCCCCAAAAGAGUACUUCUGUCUUGUCAGGAUUCAACCUCUGUUACCGUGGCAGACAUAGGAAGCGGGGCUGGGGGUGAUCACCUUCCACCCCUGAGGCAGCUUCCUUAGUUUGCUGCAUGGAAUGGCCUUUGCGCAAGUGUUCUGUGAAUUCAUGGUCUGUAGGAGAGCAAGUUGGAUUGCGGCUGCUGGUCACACACACCGACAACUGUGUGAGAAAGGGGUCCUAUUGACUGGCCAGGGGCUCACAGUGGGGAGGAGGACCUUUCCAUGCUUUAAGCUGCACAUGAAUGGAACCCCUUUCUCAUUAAGACUGAAUGGGUGGUUGCUGGAGCUGUGUUCGGUUUGGGGGUCUGGUUUGCAGGUGCAAAAUUUUGCUCCCACCUCACACACUGAAUGGGGUGGGGGGCUCUGUGUGAAACCCUCUGAUAGGGGUUCUGAUUUGAAUCAGCACAAGUGAAGGAGGGGUUAACGCCCCCCAUGAUUUCACCACCUCCCCCCAGCUGCUUUUAUUUAGCCCUAUGGUGGGAAAAAUACAGGAACGCAGAGCUGAGAUUGAGAGUGCAUCUAAAGGGUGUUUUAUUUGCAAAUGAGUCUUCUGAGAUAAUGUAAAUGGUUCUUUGGCAACCAGGUUCUUUUGCAUAUUGGCUUUCCCCUCAGGAAAGGGUAAAUCUGAAUUAAAUCAGGGUUGUGGAGAUACAGACUGGUAUUUUGAUUCCAAUGAUGUUAUGCCACUGCUCUAAAAGUAUUCCACGCACAAAGAGCUUCUGCCUACAAUUAGAAGUGUAGGGGGGAGAAUUUCUAUGCAGUUUGCAUUUAAAGGUGAAUCUAUCUAAUUAACACUUCCUGGAACAACUGAGUCAAAAUACAGUCCCAAAUUUCCCAUUGCAAUUCUCCAACCAAGUAUAAUGUGUACAAAAACACGUGCACUAGGUAGAGUUUGCUUAAAAGCUGUUAUUAUUGAUUUCAUUUAUGAAUAGCUUCCCACGAGGCAACCCGAAGCGAUUUGCAAUAUGAUAACAUGUUUAAAGAAUAUACAAAACAAAUUUUAAGAAGCAAUUAUAGAUACAAAAACAGUUUGAAACAACAACAGAACUUACAUAAAACCAAUUCAAAUCCAAGGUAGAUGCAAAUGGGAAUUAGUGAAGGUAAUGUACAAAAAAUGCAUUACAUUAGGGAAAAUUCCUUGCAAAGAUAUGCAUAUUGCACAAAAAAUAUUUACAUUAGGAGAAAUUUGCAAUGAAAUUCUGAUACAUUUUCACAAGGACUUAAAAGAAUAAAUUCACAAACUGAUGUGGAAAUGUGCACCGAAGGUUAAAAAAACUAGAAACUGAGAGAAACCAGUUUUGCUCAUCCCUGCCUACAACAAAAACCCACAAAAAAUUCACCAGACUUUUUAAGUGAGAAUUACUACACAUUUUUGCAUGCAAUUUUGUCUAAUACAUUUUUUUGCCCUACUUUAGUGCAUUUCUGUAUGUUAUUUUCACCAAAACCUAUUUGUUCUCAUGUACACUUUACCACAACAUGUGGUAUAUGUUGCUUCGCUGCAGAAGUGCGUUGCGAGAUUAGGAGAAAUGUGAAUUUCAAAGGGUGGCUGCGUUACAGUACUUGUACUGUUUCAAAACCGAAUGAUACAUGUUUUCCUUUAAAUGCAAACUGAACCAAACUUCUUCACCAUCCCUAUCUCAGACUGUCAAUCAUGAUGACUGGGGGCGACAGAAGUUGGAGUCCAAUGACGUCUGAGGGGGGGGUUCUCCCGCCCCCCAGCCUUUGUAGUAACAAAUAUCUUUCUUGGCUGUAUCUUUUUUUGAGGGGGCAUACUUGUAGUCUGAAAUGAGGGGAGGGAGUAGGAGUCAUGUGCCCCCCCCCCAGUUUCUAAAUGCAUUGUGGUGGUUCUUUAUUAAUUUUACAUACUGCUCGUAUACCAGAAUGGCUUCCAUGUGGUUUGCAACUCUAAAACAAUAUUUAAUGUUCAAAACAACUUGUUGGAAGCCAUUCUGGGGAGGCCCGACUAGAUAGGCGGGCUAUAAGUAAUAAAUUUAUUAUUGUUGUUGUUGUUGUUGUUGUUGUUGUUGUUUAACGGCUUGUUUUCCCUCUGCCGAACUUCGGCUAGCUCAGCCAAAUUUAGCCCCACUAAGUUCCAACAGAGUUUGGAACUUGUGUACUUUAUGCAGUCUUAAACUUACGCUGGCUUGUCCUACACCAGCUACUUGUGUGUUAAGAUUGCUCCCUAAGACACUGUAAGUGUUCUUGCUUAAUAGGUGGAACAGAACAGGGAAACCCAGAAAGAUAAUAGGACAGUAAGAACUGCAGUAAAAAGCCUGUCAACUUGUUAAUGCAGACAUUUCAGCCAUUAGAAUUAAAGCGUCUUAUUUCAGACUUUCGUAGCAGUCUGGGUGUCAUGGACUAUGGGUUUUGUACCUGACAUGGAAGCACCUGCUAUCGAAGUCUGCUAGAUCUCAGUGAAAGUUGCUUUCUGGAAAGGCUCCAAUCCUAUGCACACUUUGUUUUGGGUGAAUUUGCAGUGAAUGGGAUUUGCUAUACAUGUGCUGAGGGUUGCAGCCUAAAUAAGAAUUCCUAGCACAGUAAUAAUGAUCCCUGCUAUAUGCAUGGUUGUGUUAAGAAUGAUAUGAAUUUUGUAUCCAGAUUGUGACUCUGUUGCUUUGCCGAGGGAAGAGUUGAGCAGCCACUGUAAUGAAAAAUUGCAUCAAGUCCUUUUCUAGGUUUCUCCCACCUCUUUGUCUUUGCAAUUGGGGUAAUAAACGCCGACUGUUUAAAUGGCUACGAUAGACACACCUAGUUUUACAACAGCUGCGUGUGAUCCGUAGGAACCGACACUGAACAAACAUUGAAAAUUGCAGGCUUUUCCACUGCAAACUGCUUGACUUUAAAGAGGGUUAAAAUGCAGUGGAAUGAAUAACAUAUUCCCCAUCACGCUGCAGCUGUCUUCAAAGGGAUGCACAAUGCAAUUCAUUUGCAUUGUAAACAAGCUGCAGAAUCUUGUGCUUUGUGACACAAAUAUCUUGAAGAGAUGCGGGUAACAAUUGCAGCUGAGUAUAUCUCCACUAAAGUUCACCUACCUGCACCGUUUCAAAAAUAAAAAAUAAAAAAUUGCUCCCCUGGGUUUUGAGAGAGAGUGUCUAGUGGCAAAACAUAGAGGGCUUAAUAAGCUCAUUCAGACUCUGGCUUCCCCCCCUCCCAUUCGAAUUGGCUCAAAGGGGAGUGGCUUCCCUUUGAUCAGCUCGACUUCAUAGGCUGAAGGAUCUCGUGGGCUGGAUUUUCCCUUAAACUGCCUCUGUGGAACAAGCUCAAGAUCUCUGAGCUAAAGAAGCACUUAGCUAGAAGCCGUUUCCCAGUUUCUGAAGAGACCCUGUGUGCUCAAUUGCCUUUUCCUGAGCACUGGCAUGGGCAUUUAACUUAACACUGAAGGAGAGUACUUGGCUAUUCUUUCUAAAAGGAGAAAACACACACCAGAAGGACAAUGGCCCGCCUUCCUGCCUCGGGGCAAAAGCCCCCCCUGGGUGAGUGUGAGCCUUUAAGAUGUCUGUCAGCAAUGAAAGGAAAUUGAACACCUCAGCCUUGAGGAAAAUAGCCAACGACAUGACCAACAUCAUUGAAAGCCUGGACACGAGGGAGCUCCACUUCGAAGGGGAGGAGGUGGAUGCGGACGUGCUGAAUGACCCCAAAGCACCUGUGGGCAUCCCGUUCUCUGCCAUUUACAACACUAAAGGAUUUAAAGAGGCUCAUGCACAGCCCUACCUAACUGGGUGUCCAAUCCGAGUGCGAGUUUUGGAAGUGGAACGCUGUACCUCAACCACAAAGGUGCCGAGUCUACAUGUUUACACCAUUGAGUUGACACACGGGGAAUUUACAUGGCAGGUGAAGAGGAAAUUCAAGCACUUCCAAGAGUUUCACAGGGAACUGCUUCGGUACAAAGCUUUCAUUCGGAUCCCCAUCCCUACAAGAAGACACACGGUCCGAAGGCAGACCAUCAAAAGGGGAGAGGCAAGGCAAAUGCCAAACCUACCGCGCACCUCUGACAAUAUGGCCAGAGAAGAACACCUGUCCAGCAGAAGGAAACAACUGGAAGAUUACUUAACAAACCUCCUGAAAAUGCCAUUGUACAGAAACUACCACGGAACGCUGGAAUUCCUUGGUGUAAGUCAGCUGUCAUUUAUCCAUGAUCUUGGACCAAAGGGCAUAGAGGGCAUGAUUAUGAAAAGGUCUGGAGGACAUAGAAUACCUGGUUUGAAUUGCUGUGGGCAAGGACAGCUGUGCUACCGGUGGUCAAAGAGGUGGCUUGUAGUCAAGGACUCUUUUCUCUUGUACAUGAAACCAGACAGUGGAGCCAUUUCCUUUGUCUUACUGGUAGAUAAAGCGUUCAGCAUAAAGAUUGGCAAGAAAGAGACAGAAACGAAACACGGGCUGCGAAUAGACAAUCUCUCCAGGUCACUGAUUUUGAAGUGCAACAGCUAUCGACAUGCUCUCUGGUGGUGCCAAGGGAUAGAAGAAUUCAUUCAGAAAAACGGCACAAACUUCCUCAAACAUCACAGAUUUGGCUCAUACGCAGCUAUCCAGGAGGACACCUUGGCAAAGUGGUACGUGAAUGCAAAAGGGUACUUUGAAGACGUCGCCAAUGCCAUGGAAGCUGCCAAAGAAGAGAUUUUCAUCACAGAUUGGUGGCUGAGCCCAGAGAUAUUCAUGAAACGACCAGUGGUGGAAGGCAACCGCUGGAGAUUAGACUGCAUUUUGAGGCGGAAAGCUCAACAAGGGGUGAAAAUCUUUGUGAUGCUUUAUAAAGAGGUGGAGCUUGCUCUUGGAAUCAACAGUGAGUACAGCAAGCGUACCUUAAUGCACCUGCACCCCAACAUCAAGGUAAUGAGGCACCCAGAUCACGUGUCUUCAACCGUUUAUUUGUGGGCCCAUCAUGAGAAACUGGUGGUCAUUGACCAGUCCAUAGCCUUUGUCGGAGGCAUCGACUUGGCUUACGGCAGGUGGGAUGACAACGAGCACCGACUGACUGACGUCGGCAGCGCAAAACGAAUGACGGCGACCAAGUCUGCAUCUGUGGCCAACCUCUCGCCUUCAGCUGAACCCACUGAUGAACAGCCAGCGACCGUCCCUGAACCAGAGCCCCCAACGAAGCUGCAGUUGCAGGAGAACAACGACGACUCUCUGGACCCUUUGAGGAUGAAAGGAAUAGGGAAACCCAGGAGAUUUGCCAGGUUCAGCAUCUACAAGCAGCUCCACCGGCACGGCCUACACCACGCAGACAGUGUGAGCAGUAUAGACAGCGAUUCCAAUAAAGGCUCAAUCCGGAGCAUGAAGACAGGCGUUGGAGAGCUUCUUGGUGAAACCAGGUUCUGGCAUGGGAAGGACUAUUGCAACUUUGUCUUUAAAGAUUGGAUUCAGCUUGAUAAACCCUUUGCUGACUUCAUUGAUCGCUACACCAUGCCAAGGAUGCCGUGGCAUGACAUCGCCUCAGUGGUGCACGGGAAAGCUGCCCGGGAUGUGGCUCGGCAUUUCAUUCAGCGCUGGAACUUCACAAAGAUCAUGAAGCCCAAAUACAGAUCCCUUUCCUACCCUUUUCUGCUGCCGAAAUCUCAGCAGACAGCAGACGAGUUGAAGUACCAAGUCCCCGAUGCUGUGUGUGCCAGUGUGCAGGUGCUCCGCUCUGCUACAGACUGGUCUGCUGGGAUCAAGUACCAUGAGGAGUCCAUUCAUUCUGCUUAUGUUAAUGUGAUAGAAAACAGCAAACACUAUGUCUAUAUAGAGAACCAGUUUUUCAUUAGCUGUGCGGACGACAAGGUUGUAUCGAACCGGAUUGGUGAUGCCAUCGCUCAACGCAUCCUCAAGGCGCACAGGGAAAACAAACGGUACCGAGUCUAUGUAGUCAUCCCACUGCUGCCAGGAUUUGAGGGCGAUAUUUCAACAGGAGGAGGAAAUGCACUGCAGGCAAUCAUGCACUUUAACUACAGGACCAUGUGCAGAGGAGAUAAUUCGAUCCUGGGACAGCUGAAAGCAGAGAUUGGAGACCAGUGGAUCAAUUACAUUUCGUUCUGCGGACUCCGAAACCACGCCGAGCUGGAAGGGAAGCUUGUGACAGAAUUGAUCUACGUUCACAGCAAGCUGAUGAUUGUGGAUGACAACACAGUCAUCAUUGGCUCUGCUAACAUCAAUGACCGCAGUAUGCUGGGCAAGCGAGACAGCGAAAUGGCCGUCAUCGUGCAGGAUACAGACACCCUUCCUUCAGUGAUGGACGGAGAAGACUACAAAGCCGGGCGAUUUGCUCAGUCUCUCCGCCUUCAGUGCUUCAGAGUUGUCCUUGGCAGUUCAACAGACCCUAAUGAUAUUCAGGAUCCUGUUUGCGACAAAUUCUUCAAGGAAGUGUGGGUUGCAACGGCCGCACGCAAUGCCACUAUAUAUGAUAAGGUUUUCCGAAGCCUUCCCAAUGACGAAGUGACUAGCUUGGCCAAGUUACGGGAGCACAUCACUAAGCCGAAGCUCGCUUGCGAAAAUCCUGCCAAAGCAGCAGAAGAACUCAAAAAGAUCCAUGGGUUUUUAGUUCAGUUCCCCUUUGGUUUCCUGCAAGAAGAGAAUUUGCUUCCCUCCGUCGGGACAAAAGAAUCCAUGGUCCCCAUGGAGACUUGGACAUAAGAGGAUCCAGCAUAUGUUGGAUUUAAGAAACACAAAAAGCAAAAACAGGGUUCUCUGGAGAUCUGCUGAAUUGAUUGUGGUUGCAUGGAAUGUUUUUGCCAUAGGGAGAAAAGUCUGCACCGAUCCAAAAGUGCCUUUUGGUGGAAGAGCUUCAGAGAAAACAGCAGUGCAGCAGGGUGAAAUGUCAAAAGCAACCGAUAACUGACAAGUUCUGCUCACGGAUAAAAGAGGACUUGCAAUUAAGCAACCCAGGAAGGACGGGAAUUGCAAGCCACUUCCUCAAAAGACCACAAGUCAUAUUGCAAGACGCUACUUAUUCCAGGCAUGCUUGCUCUGCUUGGCCGAUGGCCUCAAAGGGAAUUCAGAAACUCCUUGCCAUAAAGAACUGGGAGAAAGCGUCUGUUCGUCCCAACUAUGUUUUACACUGGAGAAUGUUUGGCAACCACUUGCCACAACAAUAACUAAGGCCACCACUUCCAAGGAAGUACCUCUUGCACUAGGCAAAGUGAAUUUGCAUCCAUGUGUCUGUCGUGAGCUGUGCACAGAACACUGAGUUAUUUGCUGUGAAUAUGCAUGUGCUGUCAAUGUACUUAUUACACCCGUGGUGGAUUGUGGGCUAUUGCAAUUGGUUAAAUCUUUGGCCCUAGGCUACCUAGCUAGAAUUUAUUUCUUUUUCUUUAAACUCCGUUUUUUUUUUUUUUUUGCGGGGGUAGAGCAUUGUGUAAAUUGACUGCUGAGAAAACACUGCACUUUGGGCCAUGACUGUGAUCACUGUUUGUCUGUUGGCACUCAGCUCUUCACAGCAAGAAAUGCUUCUAGUCUUGGAGUGCUUGCAUGCGUCCCAUUACAUCAGUAUGGUCUGGAACGUUCUGAGGCAACGCUCAGCUUAGUUCCCACUGUUUAAUGCACUGGUUUGCAUAAAAGCGCUUUUGACGCCGUGGUUCGUCAGGGUGCACAGUCCCAUAGGUGCCAACUCCCAGAUUGAAAAAUCCGGGAUCGGCACCGGAAGUCGCGCUGCGGCCAUUUUGGAACUGGGCAGAGCAGCAGCGGAAGUUGCUUCUAUGCAUGCUCUGCCCAUUUCCAAAAUGGCCGCAGCGCCAGAAAUUGCUUCUGCGCAUGUCCAGAGACUCCAGACAUGUGCAGAAGGAGCCUCCCCGGGCCGGUAAGAAUCCGGGGGAUUUAAAAUCUGGGCUGCCAGCAGGAAACGACUGGAAAAAUGGGGGUUUCCUGGGGAAUACGGGAGACUUGGCAGCUACGCACAGUCCCCCAGCAGCAAGGGUGCUGGCAAUGAAGGGUCAACACCACCAAGUUCUUGGUUAUCCAUUGUGCUGCAUAACGCCAUUUAUGUCGCGCCCUUGUUAGUGAAGCACCUGCGGUAUGGAUCCCCUUCCUCCCCGUGUGAUGGCUUCCUGGGGCACAGUCAGUCACCAUGGGAUACAAAGGUAGGUUUGGGUGCCAGCAACAGGAGACCUGACAGGUGCUGCAGCUGGUGCCCAAGGAAGAUUGCUCCCUUGUCCAGGCAAGGCCCCAAAGCCUGAGCAGUAGUAUUUACGACCCGGAAAGCUGUCUGUGGACUCCAGCUUCCUCAGCCUGAAGCAAGAUGAGCACCGCACCCCAUAGUCACCUUUGACUGGACUUAACCGUCCAGGGGUCCUUUACCUUUACCUUAUUUAUUUAAGGCCACCAUCAGUAUAAAGGAGAUUGCGAUUCGGCAGUCACAGGCAAUUCUGAUUCAAGAUAUGCAGCCACCCACUAGGGGGAUUUAGAUAAAUGAUGUUGUACUAUAUCCUUUAGCUGUAAAAGAUUAUGACAGGGUACUCCCACCUGAAACAUAACUGGCACCUCCAUCUCCAUUUCAAGCACCUUGUUGUCUGUAUAGUAAGCAAUUUCAUUAGGUGGAGGACAGUCUAGCGCUUUGCAUUAUGCUGAUAAAUAACACUUAACAUUCCUCAAGGGCGGGCCUGCUGCCCGGCUUAGUUUCACGUUGCUAUACAGUGCCUGGCAUUUCAUGCUGCUAAUCCAUAGCAUGGGCAGAAAUCACAUGCCUUCUUUGCCGAUGGUGAAUUAGAAGUCUGUCGUGAUGGUUCAAUAAUUUAUGCACAGCAUCCUUUUAGGAGGGAAAACUGCAUGGCUAAUGUAUGUCUCUGUGAUGUGCUGUCCAUCGCUUACGAUUUCUCAGGAAGUGUCGGCUUUCAAAUUUGUCCUGCUGCUGCUGCUGCUUUUUGCAAGUGGACUUUGGGGAUAAUUGCUGGGGAAUCAGGUUGAUUCAGAGGACUACUGCGAUGUGAAGGCACUGUCGUAGCUGGAAUUGAGUCGCCAUUGAGCUUUCAGUUCAGCCAAUGCUAUUCUGCAUAUUUCCAAGUCAGGGGUCGCCAACAUGGCAUCUGCCAGUAAACCCCCCCCCCCCAAUGGCGCCCGUGGAAGGUCCCAGUACGUAACCCCACAAUACAUGAAAGACUGAUUGUUCUUCCUCUUCAGUUCCUGUUUGCACUGGCUCAGCCUCUCCUACUUUGAAACCACGAUGCCACAUCCCCACAGCAGCCGUUUUGUGACAGACACUUUCUUUAAAUUCCAAAAAAAGUCCACCGGCCCAAAGGCGGUCGGUGACCCCCCCGUUCUAGGUCAGGGGGUGGCACAAGGAGUGAGAACAGGAGAGGAGCAUGCAAUCCUGUCUUCCACUCUCAUAGCGUGCUGCUGCCCAGGCUGAGCAGAGUAGAAGUAAAACCUUACUCAUUGGGGACACUGUUGCAGUUACACCAUCUCAUACUUGGGCAUUAUCUGGUGCUUCCGACGUCACUUCCAGAAUGCUGACCCCCACCCCCACCCCCCAAGGAUGGCCACUACUGUAAUCUGGGCUGUGAUUGUUUUGUGGGCGAGUGAUUUGUAGCCCUCUUUGUAGUUUCACGUUGUGAAUUGUCGGUUCUGUGUUAGCAACGUUUGCUUUGUAGCCUGAAGGCUUCACAGUGAAUACUGUUUGCGUCAGGUGCACUGCAGCGUCACUAAUAUAAAGCAAUUAAUUUCAGAGAAAUGUGAAGACCUAUAGGUUCACCCUAAGAACACGGAAUUCGGUUUUGCAGAGAGAAGGAUUUACUGGUUUGCGUGUUAUUAUCGGUCAGCUUGACUACCAAGAUAAAUGUUCAUUGACAGACUGCUUGUGAACUUAGUUGGCCCGUUGGAUUGUUUUAUAGGCACUGCAAACUCUCGCCCCGGGAAAAAAUUUACAUGGCCUGGACAAACGGCAACUUCAACUGCAGACCUCAUGCCCAGUUUAUGGCCAUUUAAGCUUGGAUAGUAAAUUUGCUCCAUAAAGCUAUCUGUUGUGCUCUAGCUAUGUUACCAAGAUUUUAGAAUCGUAGAGUUGGAAGAGACCACAAGGGCCAUCCAGUCCACAAUUUUAACAUUGGCAUGGAUUAAUGUUCCUGUGUAGUGCCUCCCAUCUACAAAACCUGAUGUAAUUUAAAUUUUGUUUAAAUUUAAUUUAUGACAAUUAGUUCAUAGAAUAACGCUGAAACAUUGGAUUCCUUAGAUAGGGGUGCAGCCAGAUUUACGAAGGCUUCCAUAGCAAACUACUAGGCAUCUCAUGGCAAACUUUCUGGCUGUUGAUUUGUUCAGUUUGCUUGUCCCGUUCCUCCAUUCUUUAUUCUCCUUUUAACUGACUACCCACAAUCAGUCAUGCCUAUUUAUUGCUGCUGAAGUGUUUCCGGACCCCUUGGUAAAUCAUUCCAACUUGACUCGCCUUUCUGAAUGAGGCUUUUAGUGUUUUGCUGACUUUGAAUCCCUCGUGCUUCCAUCUAUAUACUUAUUUCCCAUGUAGGGAUGGGGAACCAAUCCAGUUUGGUUUGCCUUGUAAUGCAAAUCUACCUUACGCUCACUUCUCAAAACUAUCCACGGCUCUCCUUUGAAAUGCACACUUCUCUGAAUUUUGCUAUUCGGUUCUCCAACCAAAUAACGUGUACAGAAAAAUGUGUAUAUUCGGGGGGAAAGUGAGCAUGAAGAUGCUUCUGUUAGUGAAAGCAACAUACGAAACAAGGAUUAUAAUUGGGGGACAGGCAUGCUCAGACGCUAAUGAAUAUUCAUGAGGAUUUUUUGUUAAAGAAAAAUUGACAAACUGGUGUGGAAAUUAAACUGAGCUAAAGAUUGGAAAAAAUGAGGAAGUGCAAGAAAGCAAAAUGGGCAGAUUACCCAUCCCUAUUCUCAGCUACAGGCAUUUCAGGCAGAAUGUCCUGGGUUUGAUCCCUGAUACCUGCAGCUAAGCAGGAGAGCUAAGCAAGUCAGAGCAAGCAAUUAACUAUUAUUAUUAUUAUUAUUAUUAUUAUUAUUAUUUAUACCCCACCCAUCUGGCCGGGUUUCCCCAGCCACUCUGGGCGGCUUCCAACAAAACAUUAAAAUACAAUAAUCUAUUAAACAUUAAAAGCUUCCCUUAGUUCUGGACUAGUUAUAUCAGCAGUACGAGAUAGCUUCAUAUAGUGUCCGUAUGAUUUACAGAGCCUUGGUCUACUGAGCACCAUGCAAGAAAAAAAAUAUGCAACUGAUAAAAGAAGAUCAAUUUUUAUCAUACAAUUCCUUAUUUUAAGAAGCUCAAUACCUUUAUCCAUGCAUUCAACCUGCCAGAAUCUCUUGGCCAUGCUUGCUUGGGGCUGGAGGAAUUUGGGAGUUCAACAACCUCUGGAACACCAUGGCUUCCCCACUACCAAAACAUAGGACAGGGUUGUGGCACCCAGACUAUGGAACUCUGCCCUGAGAGUCUUGUCUGCCUUGCAGGGGGUUGAACUAGGUGACCCUUGGGUUCCCUUCCAAGUCUACCAUUCUGUGAUGAAUUUCUCUGUUGGUGUGAGAUAUAGAAAGGUUAUUCCACUGCACUUUUGGCACGAGUAAUAAUAUUUAAGGUCUUUUCUCUCCUAUUGUAUGCCGUAAGCUGACUACUGUUAUUUACACUGGUAUGCCUGCAUCCCUGAUACUGUAGUACAACACUGAUUGCUAAUUUUCUGUACUUGUUCUUGCGGCUGAUUGUUAGCUACCUUGGGGGACCCAAAUGUGGAUGAAAAGAAACCUUGUGCGGCCAAGAAGACAUCCUGCUCCGACCACCACUACUCAUGUCACUACUUUGAGGACUUGCCAGAAAACUCGUCCAUUGCUGCUGUAAUUGAUAACCCUCCGAAGGCUGCUGAAUCAGGAAUCCACGAGGUUGAAGGACAAAAGUCAGUAUUGAUUGAAAUAAUCCUGCAACCAGCGCGGAAUCGGAAUGAAAAGCCACACAGACAAAUGGAAUUCAGAACUUCUUCUCCUCCCGACCUUUUAAGGAGUAAAAACAAAACAUGCUGUCUUUGUUCCCCCCCCCCCCCGCAAUUGUUGCUGGGCCAUUUGCACCAUCGCAGUUUCUUAAAAUAGAUGUAGACGCCGAGAAUAAUUGUAAUUUACUUGUCUCCAUCCUUGACGCAAAGAUAAUGGGAGAAAAACAAAGUUAGCUUUUUAAUUGGCUGAUCAAACCACUUUCUCCAGAUUAACCGAGCAGUAAGACAAGCCUGCAUCUUUGUGUGUGUGUGUGUGUGUGUGUGUGUGUGUGUGUGUGUGUUUCAGAGGGGUUGGGACAAUGCUAAAUAUCUGUGCAACUACAUGAACACUGUGAAUAUGCCUUCUGUGAAGGAUUCAGAAUCGUCCUCUCUCUUUUUUGUAUUUGAUAUUGCUAAUCUUGCUAAUGGCUGCUUUUAUUAUUAUUUCCCCUUCUUCUGUGAUUGUGACUAAAACGUAAUGUAUCUGAAAAGAAAAUUGCACCCAGGCUCUUCAUUUUGAGAGUGGCUUCUUUCUUGUUACAG